AUGUGCUUCAAUGUGAGCGGGUUUGGAAGGUCUAACCACAAACGUCUACUGGGUAUCGGAGAGCGGGAUACGCUCCAGUUGUUGAUCAGCGACAAGAGGACGCUUCGGCUACCUCUGGCGUGGCGAUUAGUAGUGACUCAGCAUUCUGAUGACACCCGGUCCACUUCCGUGAAUUCUAGUUUUCUACGUUGCGAAGCAGAUGCUCUGAAGAACUUGCGGACCCAGAAAAAACAGUCAGAUGGGGUGGAAUCCCUGUUUCCGCUAGCAACUGAGUACUGGAUACUGGAUGGCCAACGUCGUCCAGGUGAACUCUGA
This is a messenger RNA of Opisthorchis viverrini, 315 nucleotides long. RefSeq lists its product as hypothetical. The transcript has a single exon. The record is from RefSeq and is a predicted model, not a curated record. Lineage: Eukaryota; Metazoa; Platyhelminthes; Trematoda; Opisthorchiida; Opisthorchiidae. Bases 1 to 315 code for a protein of 104 amino acids.